AUGGCAGUGGAUCGUCUCUGUUUCGUACUACCCGCCGAAUCCGGCGAGUUAAAGCCUCCCGUCGAGUCACCGGCGAUGGCUGAUGAGUCCAAAGAAGAGGAGAAGAAGAGUCGUGAUUGUGGACAUCAAGUUGUGACUUUGAUCGGUGAUUUAUUCCAGCGAUUACAGAGCUCAAAAUUGGUGAAAAGCUUGAAUCUUUGUAUCAACAAGAGCAGAGAUUCGAUUUAUCCGGAGAUUGGUAAGCCUUUCACUGACAUGGAAGGUGUUCAGCUUUCCGAUAAAAUCGGUUGCGAGAACCCGAGAAUCUUUGGAUACUCCGAGCUCUACAUCGGAUCCAACGGUUUCAGCGAGGAAAUGAUUCUCGGAAGCGGCGGUUUCGGCCGGGUUUACAAGGCGCUGUUACCGAGCGAUGGGACCACCGUAGCCGUGAAAUGCCUGGCGGAGAAAAAAGGAGAGCAAUUCGAGAAGACCUUCGCGGCGGAGCUUGUUGCGGUGGCUCAGCUCCGGCACCGGAAUCUCGUGAAAUUGAGAGGUUGGUGUCUCCACGAAGACGAAUUGCUUCUCGUCUACGAUUACAUGCCUAAUCGGAGCUUAGACCGUGUGCUUUUCCGACGGCUAGAGAUGAAUUCCGAUUUCAAACCGCUGGAUUGGGAUCGGAGGGGUAAAAUCGUCAGAGGACUCGCCGCCGCGUUGUUCUACCUCCACGAGCAGUUAGAGACGCAGAUUAUUCACCGCGAUGUGAAGACGAGCAACGUGAUGCUGGAUUCCGAGUUUAACGCACGACUCGGCGAUUUCGGGCUGGCUCGGUGGCUUGAACACGAGAUUGACGACGAGACUGAGUUCGAUCCGAGUUACGACUCGGUUUCCUCGUUCCGUAACCACCAGUUCCGAGUUGCGGACUCGACGCGAAUCGGUGGGACCAUCGGGUACUUACCGCCGGAGAGUUUCCGGAAAAAAACCGUCGCCACCGCGAAAACAGACGUGUUCAGCUUCGGCAUCGUGGUCCUCGAAGUCGUCUCCGGGAGACGCGCCGUCGAUCUUUCGUUCUCAGAAAACAAAAUCAUUUUGCUCGAUUGGGUUCGGAGAUUAUCCGAUGACCGGAAAUUGCUCGCCGCGUGCGAUUCUCGUCUACCUAAAGGAUCUUACGACCUCUCCGAUUUGACCAGGAUGAUUCACCUUGCUCUGCUCUGUUCGUUAAACAACCCACACCUUCGUCCCAACAUGAAAUGGGUGAUCGGAGCACUUUCCGGCGACUUUUCCGGUAGCUUACCGGCUUUACCUUCCUUUAAGAGCCAUCCUCUUUAUAUCCCUCUAUCAUCUAUAAAAUCAACCUCCACGUCAGCUACGACGACGACCACCACAACAACGAACCCAACCACCUCAACGACAAGCCUCAACGCGUCUUCCGAGUCAACGCCGACGUCAAAUUACGUAACUGCCCUCGAGGAUUCCAUUUACGAGACGGCGGAGACUGGAGGAGAAAACCGGUAUUUCAAUAACAGCAGCCGUCGGAUGACGCCGUCAAAGUCUUUCGUAUUGGACACGCCAAGAGAGAUUUCAUACAACGACAUCGUUUUAGCUACUGACGAUUUCUCAGACGCGCGUCGCGUCGCGGAGGUCGAUUUCGGUACGGCUUAUUACGGUUUACUAAACGGAGACCAGCAUAUCGUGGUGAAACGUCUCGGUAUGACGAAAUGUCCAGCGCUAGUAACCCGGUUCUCCACCGAACUACUUAACCUAGGCAGGCUUCGCCACCGUAACCUAGUCAUGCUCCGAGGAUGGUGCACCGAGCACGGCGAAAUGCUCGUUGUAUACGAUUAUUCAGCGAACCGGAAGCUGAGCCAUCUUCUUUUCCAUAACCAGAUACAGGGGAACACGGUUCUGCGGUGGAAAAUCCGGUACAACGUGAUUAAAUCGCUUGCUUGCGCUGUACGUUACCUCCACGAGGAAUGGGACGAGCAAGUCGUUCAUCGAAACAUAACUUCUUCAACAAUCUAUCUCGAUAAAGACAUGAAUCCGAGGCUAUGCGGGUUUGCGUUGGCCGAGUUUUUAUCUAGAAACGAUCAUGCGCAUCAAGCGGCGAAGAAGAAAGGAUCCGCUCAAGGGAUUUUUGGCUAUAUGGCACCGGAAUACAUGGAAUCUGGAGAGGCAACAACGGCGGCGGAUGUAUACAGCUUUGGUAUUGUGGUGCUCGAGAUGGUUACGGGUCAGCCGGCGGUGGAUUACAAGAGGAAGAAAGAAGAUGCUCUUUUGGUGUUGAGAAUCCGGGAACUGGUUGGUAACCGGAAAAAACCGUUGGAGGAGAUUGCAGAUGUUCGUCUUGAGGAUGAGUACGAGAGGAGAGAUAUGGCGAGGUUAUUGCGGUUAGGGUUGGUUUGCACGAGAACCGAUCCGAAGCUGAGACCUAGCAUUAGCCAAGUGGUGUGUAUAUUGGAUGGAAGUGAGAGGUUUUUUGAAGAGAAAGGAGGGAAAGAAGGUGACGUGAGCCGGAAGCAAAUGUAUGAUUCGUCUAUGUUGAUGAUUAGACAGAUGCAAGCGCUUGGGAUUCAUUGA
Messenger RNA from Microthlaspi erraticum, 2553 nucleotides. The record is from the annotation of a GenBank genome assembly. Lineage: Eukaryota; Viridiplantae; Streptophyta; Magnoliopsida; Brassicales; Brassicaceae.